Molecule: messenger RNA, 1311 nt
Organism: Durusdinium trenchii
Lineage: Eukaryota; Dinophyceae; Suessiales; Symbiodiniaceae
Source: the annotation of a GenBank genome assembly
AUGCAUUCAUGUCAUGGUGGGAGCAACCAGCGCUUCAUUUGGAAUGGUGAACAACUUCAGUCAGAGGCCAACACCAACAAGUGCUUGGAUUACUCGUUUGGUUCAGGCAACGUCGUGAUUUGGGAUUGCCAUGGUGGAAACAAUCAGAAGUGGUACUGGGACAACGGACGGCUGAAAAGCAGGCAUGAUCACUUCUGUUUGGAUGUUCUCCCAAGCAACAACAAUGUUUUCGUGGGGAGCUGCUCUGGAAUGAACACCCAGCAUUGGCAACAGUUAUCCAGUUUGCACAACAGUGCACAAUUGACCAUUGGAGGUGGCAAGUGCUUGCGAUACAACGCGCAAGUGCACAACAACGUGGAAGCUGCGGGUUGUUCGGAAACACCAGGUACGAUGUGGUAUUUCAACAACCAUCACCGGCUACAGACAGAAGAAAACGACAAAUGUUUGGACGUCCACACUAGCACUGGCAAUUUGUACAUGGGAGAUUGCCAUGGUGGAUGGAAUCAAAAGUUCUACUUCGAUGGUCAUCUCUUGAAAACCAUGCACCAGGACGAUCUUUGUUUGGACUACAAUGUGGCAAAUGGCAACGUUUACACCGGCAGUUGCCCACACCACAACAUGUUCAACUUCAAAAUGCAAGGUGGUGCCAUGCUGAAGAAAAUGCCACUGCCGAAGGAGUACCAGCAUGGCCAAACUCUGGAUGUGAGCUGUUGGUCUGAGCGCUUUGCUUCUUCCAGCUCUGAAGCUUUGUCGUGUGUUGCUGGCGUAUGGAUGAAUUCUCGUGGCAAAAAGGGGUUAGAUGGCUUCAGCUGUGCAGCAUGCGUUCAGGUCGUCACCCCCCGGUACGCAGAUUUGGAUUCGCAAAUUCGCCAGGAGCUCUUCUUUGCUGCUGGCAUGGAACUUCACCUCACUGUGGACACACGGAUCCGCAGAUCGGUGACUGCCAAUGGCCAGCUACGUGAAGGUGGGAGCAGAGAUGUUUUCGUGGCAGAGAUGUUGCCGGAUGCUGCAGAGACGACACGGCGCUAUCGUUCCAUCACCAAUGGAGGUCAAUGUCUCACGAUGUCCAAUGGCAGACUGGGAUCUUCAGCAUGUGCCAGAGAGGCUGAACCACAACAGAUGAUUGAGGCGAUGGAACUGUCGUCUUUGAUGUGGGAAGAGUUCAAGGCAGGUGCAAACGUGCCAGCUCCCACCACAUCAUACCUGGCCAACCGUGGCUCUGGGCCGACAACUCUGCGUUCCCUUGUGCUUUUUCAGGCGCAGCUUGCGAGAAUUGUGUUCCACAAACCAGCUGUGCUGACUGUGACUUGA